AUGUUCAUAGGUACUCUUUUAUUACAACCUUUGACUUUUCUUUUUUUUCUCUCCAGGAUCAUCUCUGUCGGGGGCGACGGCAUGUACUCCGAAGUGAUGAACGGUCUGGUAUUAAGAACUCAAAAGGACGCUGGAGUUGAUCACAACACUCCCGAGGCCCGCAUGCAACCAUGCGAUAUACCAAUUGGAAUCAUACCUGCAGGUUCCGGUGAUGUUCUCUGCAUGUUCCUUUAUGGUACCCGGGAUCCAGAAACUUGUGCUUUACACAUUAUUAAAGGUUUCCAACGAUCAACGAAUAUUUAUAGCGUUCAUUAUGGCCACAAAUUGGCCUGUUACUGUGGAUUGAUACUUGGUUUUGGCUUCAGCGGUUAUUUGAUGCGUUCCUCCAACAAACACAGGUGGAUAGGACCAGCGCGAUAUACAGUUAUGAUUCUCGUCUAUAUGUUGAAACACGCCUUUUUUAAAAUGAAUGUACGAUACCUUGCAGUCAACCAAAAUGGCGGCCGAGAAGAGUCAAGGACAAAUGGUAACUGUACAUCAAACGUCGAUGAAGUGAAAUGGACCAGUUUGAUGGGAGAUUUUCAUUCUAUUGACACAUGGGCAGUGACCCUUGCCAGAAACGGGGAAUUUCUCCAGCCCCUCUUCGGAGACACCACCAGCACCGUGAUCAUGCUCAACAAAUGCGGGCGACUAGAACAUCUUAAAUAUUUGGAACAACUUUCGAAGUUAAAAAGUGUUUGUGUAAGUCACUGUGCUCCUAGCAGUACAUCAUUUUUCUUUUCUUUUCUUAUUUUUAGUUCGUCCUUCAAAUGA
This is a messenger RNA of Acanthosepion pharaonis, 813 nucleotides long. The record is from the annotation of a GenBank genome assembly. NCBI's taxonomy places the organism in Eukaryota, Metazoa, Mollusca, Cephalopoda, Sepiida, Sepiidae.